This is a messenger RNA of Dipodomys ordii (Ord's kangaroo rat), 817 nucleotides long. RefSeq names its product adaptor-related protein complex 3, sigma 1 subunit (gene Ap3s1). Lineage: Eukaryota; Metazoa; Chordata; Mammalia; Rodentia; Heteromyidae. Gene Ontology annotation, cellular component: membrane coat; AP-3 adaptor complex; intracellular membrane-bounded organelle. The record is from RefSeq and is a predicted model, not a curated record. The coding region runs from base 1 to 744 and encodes 247 amino acids. Gene Ontology annotation, biological process: intracellular protein transport; Golgi to vacuole transport. The transcript has 8 exons.
AUGGGCUUCCUCAACUUCCUCCUGUCCGUAGAAUUCAGUUCGCUGGCAGAGGACCAGGAAGGAAGCCGCUGCCGGACUGAGCCUUCCUCGAAGGAGGCGUCUCUGGAAGCAGCCGCAGGGAUUGCUGCCUCUCAAGGCCAGCCGGAGCAAAAAGUGAGCAAGACUGGCAUCUCAAGCAGAGAGCCCGGCGUGAAGUAUACACCUGUGGUCCCAGCUCUGAAGGAGGCUAGUGAAGACACCCAGCAGCAGAUCAUCCGGGAAACCUUCCACCUAGUGUCCAAGAGAGACGAGAAUGUCUGCAACUUCCUGGAAGGAGGCUUGUUAAUCGGCGGCUCUGACAACAAGCUGAUCUACAGACACUAUGCAACGCUGUAUUUUGUCUUCUGUGUGGACUCCUCAGAAAGCGAACUUGGCAUUUUAGACCUCAUUCAGGUGUUCGUGGAGACCUUAGACAAAUGUUUCGAGAAUGUGUGUGAGCUGGAUUUAAUAUUCCAUGUGGACAAGGUUCACAAUAUCCUGGCAGAAAUGGUGAUGGGCGGCAUGGUGCUGGAGACCAACAUGAAUGAGAUUGUCACGCAGAUCGACGCGCAGAGCAAACUGGAGAAGUCUGAGGAUCAGGGUGGCAGUGACGGAAGUGCAGGACGAUGGCUCAGUCUGAGAUCUGAGCACGAAGAAAGAGUGGGCGUCAGAAGACACUUGGCAGCUCUGUGUUUUAAAGCAGAGCUGCCCUGCGUUUCUCCCUAGCUGAAUUUGCUGCUAAUUUUUACAAGGAGGAGCUUGUAAUGGUGCUGGGCCAAAUGUAGGACUUUUGAAAGUG